Molecule: messenger RNA, 1920 nt
Organism: Heteronotia binoei (common prickly gecko)
Lineage: Eukaryota; Metazoa; Chordata; Lepidosauria; Squamata; Gekkonidae
Product: vomeronasal type-2 receptor 26-like
Exons: 7
Coding region: 1-1920 (639 amino acids)
Biological process (GO): G protein-coupled receptor signaling pathway
Cellular component (GO): membrane
Molecular function (GO): G protein-coupled receptor activity
Source: RefSeq, a predicted model, not a curated record
AUGCUUUUUGGAGAUACAAUAACCAGAACUGAAGAUAGUAGUCCAAAUGAAGAAUCAACAGGAUCUACUCACAAUAUUUUGCCUGAAGGAAAUAAGGAGGUCCUAGCCUUGGCCUAUGCUAUAAAUGAAAUCAAUAUCAACCCAAAGAUUUUACCAAAUGUUACUCUGGGGUUCCACAGCCAACAUACCUACCAUAUUCAGAGAAGAAACUAUCAGAACAUCCUGAGAAUUCUGUCUGGCUCAGAAACGAAUGUUCCCAACUACAGUUAUGAUGUCCAGAAGAAACCAAUAGCUUUCAUUGGAGGACCAGACCCUGAAACGUCUCUUCUAAUGGCUGGCAUCUUAACUACCUACAAGAUUCCCCAGAUCAGUUAUUGUUCAUUUUCUAUGGAGAAACAUGAUAAAGCCGACAUCCCUUCCUUGUACCACACAAUCCCCGGGGAAGAAGAUCAGUACGAUGGGAUUGCACAGCUACUCCUGCAUUUCCAGUGGAAAUGGGUUGGGAUCAUUGCACCAGAUGAUGAUAAAGGAGAAGGUUUCAUACGGGCACUGCCCCCAACGCUUUACAAGAAGGGCAUCUGUACAGCUUUCAUAGAAAAAAUAAAAAACAUUUUAAUUCAGUAUACAAAACUAAAUGACAAAUCGAUGCUCUCCUGGAAGCAGGUAUUCAAUGAUUUAGUACAUUUUGUCAAUGCUCGGAAGAAGAACCCAAAGAGCCUUCCAGGACUGCAUUCUGAAAUGGAAAUGCCUGGCCAAAGUUACAGCAUCUACAUUGCCGUCUACGCCAUAGCACAUGCUUUACAUGCCAUGCGCUCAGCAGGACAGAGACAGAGAGCAAUGAUAAGGAGAGACACAAAGUCAUUCCCACAACCAUGGGAGGUGACGCCUUCUUCUCUCUGCAAUGAGAAAUGCCAACCCGGUUACAGCAAGAAAAAGCAGGAGGGGAAACCAUUUUGCUGCUAUGAUUGUAUUGCAUGUCCAGAUGGAAAGAUUUCAAACAAGACGGCAGAUAUGGACGAUUGUUUCAAAUGCCCAGAAGAUCAGUAUUCAGAUAAAGAGCAGGAUCAAUGCCUUCACAAACGCUUAAACUUUCUUUCUUACUACGAAAUGUUGGGCAUUACUUUGUGUCUUUUGGCCUGUUGUUUGGCAGUGAUCACUGUGCUGACACUUGGAAUCUUUAUCAAGCAUCAAGACACUCCCAUUGUCAAAGCUAACAAUCGUGAUCUCUCAUAUGUUCUACUAACUUCUCUCUUCUUCUGUUUCCUCUCAUCGCUGUUAUUCAUUAUCCAGCCUGGGACAGUCAUCUGCCCUCUUCAACAAGUGGCUUUUGGCCUCAUCUUCUCAGUGGCUAUCUCCUGCGUUUUGGCCAAAACCAUGACAGUGGUUGUGGCUUUCAUGGCCACUAAGCCGGGAUCCAGGAUGAGGAAAUGGGUGGGGAAAAGACUGGCCUUCCCCAUUGUUCUUUCCGGCUCCCUCAUUCAAGUAGUUAUUUGUAUCAUCUGGCUAUGUACUGCUCCACCAUUUCCAAAUGUUGAAAUGCAUUCUCUGGCUGAGGAAAUUGUGAUGGAGUGUAGGGAAGGAUCCGUUGUCAUGUUUUAUUGCGUUCUGGGCUUCUUGGGAUUGUUGGCUUUGGUGAGCUUCAUUGUCGCUUUCUUUGCAAGGCAUUUGCCUAGCACUUUUAAUGAAGCCAAAUUUAUCACUUUCAGCAUGUUGGUCUUUUGCAGUGUUUGGCUAUCAUUUGUUCCAUCCUAUCUGAGCACCAAGGGCAAAUAUAUGGUAGCUGUGGAGAUCUUCUCCAUUCUGUCUUCUGGUGCUGGAUUAUUAGGUUGUAUCUUUGCUCCUAAAUGUUUUAUUAUUAUCCUGCAUCCUAAACUAAAUAGCAAAAGUCAUGUAAUAACUAGGCAUGGUGAGGAGAAAUAG